ACACCCAUGUUCUAAUCUAAUAAUAAUACCGACGAACAAGGUCAUGGCAGAAAAACAACCCAAAUGUUUGGAGGAAGUUACACUUGACGGAAUCGUUACGCAUAUUAGACAGAAAAUAUUAUUCUCUAACAAUCCUAGAAGCAUCAUUGUGAUGACUGGAGCAGGAUUAUCAACUGAGGCAGGUUUUUCUGAUUCCUUUACACCUGGUAAUAGCAGCUUAUGAAAGCACAAAUGCCUAUCUGACAUGUCAUUCUUUCAAUCUAAUCCCAGGCCAUUUUUUUCUCAUUGUCAAGACAUGUAUUUGGAAAUUUCAAAAGUACAUCCAACUUUGUGUCAUUAUUUUAUUCGACUUCUGGAAGCCAAUGGACUUUUGCUUAGGUGCUACACAGAGAAUAUUGAUACCCUUGAACGAAGAGCUGGAAUAACAGAUGAACAUCUUGUUAAGGUUCACGGAGCUCUCGACACUGCUCACUGCAUCACCUGUGGCAAAGGAUAUUCAUAUGAAUUUGUGAAGGCACAAGCUGGUAAUAUCCCAUUCUGCACAAGUUUUGGCUGUGCCUAUGAACCUAAAGUGGAUAGCGGGACAUACAAAGGAAUAGUUAAACCUGAUGUUGUUUUUGUUGGUGAAGAUCCACCUCGAAAAUUUACUGUACUUGCCAAUGAAGAUUUUCAAAAUUGCAAAUUGUUGAUUAUAAUUGGCACCUCUCUUACUGCAAAACCAUUUGCUUCUCUUCCUAGCAAAGUAAGAGAUGAUUGUCCACGUUUGGUUAUAAAUAAUAAAAAAUUUGAGGUACAUGCUGAUCCUCUUAGUAGAUUUGGAACGGAUUUUAAUUUUGGUGUUACAGCAUACAGAGAUGUGUUUCUUCGAGCUACAUGCAAUGAAGGAGUGUUAACAGUAGCUAAAAAAAUUGGAUUGGGGGAAGAUUUGAUGGAGUUGUAUAAAAGUGAAAGCCGCUCUCUUGGUAUGUGGCAGGUAGAAGAAGUGCUAGAAAGUGAAGAUCAUUAUCAGCUAAAAGAGAAGGAUUGGGGGUUUCAGAUGCAGAGGAAGCAUUGGGAGCUACAGGAGAAGAAUAGGGAGUAUCAGGAGAAGGAUAAGGAGCUACAGGAGAAGUAUACAGAACUACAGGAGAAGGAUAGGGAGCUACAGGAGAAGGAUAGGGAGCUACAGGUGAAGGAUAGGGAGCAUCAGGUGGUACUGCAAGAUAGUCAGGAAGCACUACGACAGAAGGAUAGGGAGCUACAAGAGAAUAAAAAAACAUUACAACAAAAGGAUAUUGUGAUACUUCAGAAGGAUAGGGAGCUACGUCAGUCUGAAGAUGCAGUUCGUAGGUUCAAGCAACAAGCACUUACUGAUGAUCACUGGGUUAUUAAUAAAGAUGAGGUGACUUUGACAAAGGAGGAGUUAGGAAGAGGAGGAUAUGCUGUCGUUAAAGUUGGUAUUUUUAGAGGUUUAAGAGUAGCUGUCAAGUCACUUCACACUGUCAUCAUCUCAGAUUAUAAUUUAGCUUACUUUUCCAGGGAAAUGAGUAUAGCAUCACAAGUCGUCAUCCUAACCUAGUCCAGUUUAUUGGUGCAACUAAAGUGGAUAAUCCUCUCAUCUUGACCGAGCUGAUGAGCACUAGUCUUUAUAAAAAGCUUCAGGAGACUAAGUUAACCAAUCAACAGAUUCUGAGUAUUGCUCAAGAUGUAGCUUUAGGCCUCAACUACCUUCACCUGUUUAAGCCUCAGCCUAUUAUUCACAGAGAUGUGAGCAGUCCUAACGUAUUAUUAAAGCCUUGCACUGGAGCUGCUGGUUAUGAAGCUAAAGUAUCAGAUUAUGGUGCAGCUAAAUUGCAACAAGGCACUAGUACUGGUACUGUUAUGCCAGGCAAUCCAGCAUAUGCUGCACCAGAAGCUCCUAUUCCUGAUCAACACAGUCCAGCAAUGGAUGUCUACAGUUACUCUGUUCUCCUUAUGGAAAUGAAUUUAUGUUGUAAACCGGAAAUGAUGACAGCAGAGAGAGAAGUACAAUCUCGUGGUGUCUCCUGGUCUGAUAUGAAGUCUCUCAUACAAAGAGGACUUAAUGCUAAUCCUAGAGCUCGUCCUACUAUGGCUCAAGUAAUAGAGUCAUUGAAAA
This is a messenger RNA of Amphimedon queenslandica, 2116 nucleotides long. Its product is annotated as NAD-dependent protein deacetylase sirtuin-2-like. The record is from RefSeq and is a predicted model, not a curated record. Gene Ontology annotation, molecular function: NAD+ binding; ATP binding; histone deacetylase activity, NAD-dependent. The transcript is spliced from 14 exons. Bases 245 to 1558 code for a protein of 437 amino acids. Gene Ontology annotation, cellular component: nucleus. NCBI's taxonomy places the organism in Eukaryota, Metazoa, Porifera, Demospongiae, Haplosclerida, Niphatidae.